UCCUUCCUGUAGCUGGCCAGCCGGAGCCCAGCCUGCUGCCAUCUCUCCGCAGGAGCUGCUGCUGCUGACAUCACAAGCGGCCCUUCCUUUUGUGUGUUCCUGAGCGCACCGGGGGCUGCGUGGGGACAAUGGAAUCCUGAACUCGGGGCGCGGGCAAGUGGGAAGCUGCUGCUGAGGAUGAGUCAAGGCUGAGCCCGGGGAGGGGAGAAGCUGCUGCUGCUUGAGGGCUGGAACAGGUGAGAGACGGGGAGGAAGCUGCUGCUGCUGCUGCUCCUGGACUGAGCCAGCGAGAGACACGAGUGGCCAGGCCCAGCCGCGCCGCGGAGGAGCCGCCAGACACAAAGGGAGAGGUUUGGGUUGUGUGGUGGGGGGGUCCGCUAUGUCGGAUGACGAUUCGAGGGCCAGCACCAGCUCCUCCUCAUCUUCAUCCUCCAACCAACAGACCGAGAAAGAGACAAACACCCCUAAGAAGAAGGAAAGCAAAGUCAGCAUGAGUAAAAACUCCAAGCUCCUUUCCACCAGCGCCAAGAGGAUUCAGAAAGAAUUGGCUGACAUCACUUUAGAUCCACCUCCCAAUUGCAGCGCUGGCCCCAAAGGCGAUAAUAUCUAUGAAUGGAGAUCAACUAUUCUAGGACCUCCAGGCUCAGUAUAUGAGGGUGGAGUUUUCUUCCUUGAUAUCACAUUUACACCAGAAUAUCCCUUCAAGCCUCCAAAGGUUACAUUUCGGACAAGAAUCUAUCACUGUAAUAUUAACAGCCAAGGAGUGAUCUGCCUUGACAUUUUAAAAGACAACUGGAGUCCAGCAUUAACCAUUUCUAAAGUUCUCCUCUCCAUCUGCUCACUUCUUACAGACUGCAACCCUGCUGAUCCCCUGGUUGGAAGUAUUGCCACUCAAUAUAUGACUAACAGAGCAGAGCAUGACAGAAUGGCCAGACAGUGGACCAAAAGAUAUGCUACAUAAAAUGGAUUUUUGUCAAACUCUUGCAUUAUUUGUCUGUGAUGGAAAGAGCUGCUUAUUGAUUUUGAAGUGGGGGGAGGGAGGGUGCUGGUAAAGAGUAGGGUAUUUCUAUAACAGAUUUUAUUCAGUCUUUUAUUUCCUAAGAUUUUGUUGUUGUAACUUAAGGUAUCUUGCUACAGUAGACAGCUAGAAUUGGGAACAGCAUAUUUUAAGACUGUCAUUAGUUCAGCAAUAUUAGCUCACAUAUAGUACCAAGAAGAAUGUAAACUUAAACAUGUUUUUGGUUCAGUUGCUUGCGAUAUGUGAAAGAUAAAACAGCUUAAUUUUGUACAGGUACAUAUGUUGACAUUUAUGUAAAAGUCCUUUGAAGACUCUACACACUGGGUAUUUAGUUUUUGUUUUUGUAAAAGAUGUUGGGAUUUUUUCCCCCCUUGGGAGGGUGUGCUGGUAUUUAACAAUUCCUUUUUAAAGACUCAUCUCAUGAUAUGUAAUAUGGAGGAGUGGAUAUAUGGCCUCAUAUAGGAAAUGAGAAGUAGUUAAUGUAUUAUUUUAUGCGCCAAUCUACCUUUGUGUAAAGAAUAAAGGUUUUAAUCAGGAUUUAUGGCAACCUGUAGUGAAAUACCUUAAGCUGUUUAACUGUAAGGCGUGGAAUAGGAGUCACUCAGUGGAUUGGUUGUAUGUUGUGGGCUACUUAAGUCUGCAUUUGUUACUGUGCUAAUAAAAAUAUGUAAAAAA
Chelonoidis abingdonii (Abingdon island giant tortoise) is the source of this 1693-nucleotide messenger RNA. The record is from RefSeq and is a predicted model, not a curated record. Lineage: Eukaryota; Metazoa; Chordata; Testudines; Testudinidae.